Molecule: messenger RNA, 4344 nt
Organism: Metarhizium album ARSEF 1941
Lineage: Eukaryota; Fungi; Ascomycota; Sordariomycetes; Hypocreales; Clavicipitaceae
Product: DNA-directed RNA polymerase III
Exons: 1
Coding region: 1-4344 (1447 amino acids)
Biological process (GO): DNA-templated transcription
Molecular function (GO): DNA-directed RNA polymerase activity; DNA binding
Source: RefSeq, a predicted model, not a curated record
AUGAUACAUUCGACCGAGGGCCCUGUCAAGCAGCAGCUUGAAGACAAGCUUCCCAAGCGCUUCAAGGGCAUCAAGUUCGGCAUCCAGUCGAACCAAGACAUUGCCAACCAAGCCGUUCUCGAAGUGUCGGACCGAUUACUGUACGAUAUUGAGAAUAACCGAGCGCCGUAUCGUCAUGGACCUUUAGAUCCAAGGCUAGGAACCUCAAGCAAGAGCGGGAAAUGCGACACUUGCCAUGACUCUCUGCAGAACUGCAUUGGACACUUUGGCCAUGUCAGAUUACCUCUGCCGGCGUUUCACAUUGGCUACUUGAGGUUCAUCAUGUCCAUUCUGCAGGAGAUUUGCAAGGACUGUGGAAGAGUAUUGCUUGAAGAGCCCGAGCGGCGGUCCUUCCUCAAGGAGCUGAGACGGCCCAUGGAUAACCUUCGCCGCACGCAGAUUUGCAAAAGAAUCAACGAACAGUGUCGCAAGGCCAAGACGUGCCCUUACUGCGCAUCAGUGAAUGGCCAGAUCCGAAAGAUUGGCGUUCUGAAACUGACACACGACAAAUUUUCCUUUUACAAUAAAUCUACCGCCGCGAAAAAGGUCCCCCCUGAAAGCAAAGUCAAGUUUGACGGCUCGUUCUCCGAGGCAAAGCGCGAAAAUCCCGAACUUGAGAAGCACCUUCGCAAGGCCAUGGAAGAUCUCAACCCUCUUAGAGUUUUAAACCUCUUUAAAAUGAUUAGCCCAACAGACUGCGAACUACUUGGUCUUGAUCCAGUUGAAGGGCGUCCAGAAAUGUUCAUAUGGCAAUUUGUGCCUGCUCCCCCAGUGUGUAUCAGACCUUCAGUAGCACAGGAUAAUGCGAGCAACGAAGAUGAUCUCACGACAAAAUUAGCUGAUAUUGUUUGGGUGAGUGGUAUGAUCCGAUCAGCCCUGCAAAAGGGCUCUCCCAUCCAAACUAUCAUGGAACAGUGGGAGUACUUGCAAACUCAGAUAGCCAUGUACGUCAAUAGUGAUGUGCCGGGUCUGCAACAGCCAGGAUUUGGGAAGUCUACCAGAGGUUUUUGCCAGCGCCUCAAGGGAAAACAAGGCCGGUUCAGAGGAAAUCUAUCAGGCAAGCGGGUCGAUUUCUCCGGCCGCACAGUUAUUUCGCCUGAUCCCAACUUGGGGAUCGACCAAGUUGCUGUCCCCCAGCUUGUUGCCAAGAACUUGACAUAUCCCGAAAAAGUCAAUCGGCAAAACAUCGCAAAGCUACGUCAAUGUGUCCGGAACGGCUGCGAUGUCUGGCCUGGCGCCCAGGGAAUCUUGAAGAAAGAAGACGACAGUUACUACAAGUUCAACUUGCGGUUUGGUAAUAGAGACUUGGCAGCCAAGCAACUGAGUUACGGCGAUAUUGUCGAACGCCACCUCGAGGACGGCGAUGUGGUGCUGUUCAACCGUCAACCUUCACUCCACAAGCUCAGUAUUAUGAGCCACCUGGCCAAGAUUCGACCCUGGAGGACAUUUCGUCUCAAUGAGUGUGUGUGCAACCCUUAUAACGCUGACUUUGAUGGCGAUGAAAUGAACCUUCACGUUCCUCAGACAGAGGAGGCAAGAGCAGAGGCCAUCAACCUCAUGGGUGUGAAGUACAAUUUAGCUACACCCAAGAACGGAGAGCCAAUUAUUGCUGCGACGCAGGAUUUCAUCACGGCUGCUUUCUUGCUAAGUAGCAAGGAUCGAUUCUUCGAUCGCAAGUCGUUUUCAUACAUUUGCAUGCACAUGAUGGAGCAGGGCACCAAAAUAGAAGUCCCUGCUCCUGCCAUUGUGGCACCAAAGGCCCUAUGGACUGGAAAACAAAUAUUCAGCGUCAUGAUGAGACCAAACAGGAAUUGUUCUGUCAAGAUCAACCUUGACGCAAAGUGUCGAGCGUACAAAGCGCGCCCCGGCCAGUGCCCUGAUAUGGACCCAAACGAUGGCUGGCUUGUUGUUCGCAAUUCAGAGGUCAUGUGUGGCCGUAUGGACAAGUCGACUGUCGGAUCGGGAAAGAAGGAUUCUAUCUUCUACGUGAUUCUUCGAGAUUUUGGCCCGGACGAGGCAGUUGUCGCCAUGAAUCGUUUAGCGAAGCUUUGUGCCAGAGCGCUCACUAAUCGCGGAUUUUCCAUCGGCGUUGGUGACGUCUUCCCGACGGAGACUUUAAACGUCGAGAAAGAAAACCUAGUGUCGACCGCCUACAAGAUGUGUGACGAUCUUAUCGAGACUUUUAAGCAGGGCAAACUAGACAAGGCUCCAGGUUGUAACAUGGAGCAGACUCUAGAAAACUCAAUUUCUGGUAUCCUCAGCAAGGUUCGACAGCAGGCUGGUUCUUACUGUAUUGACACUCUGUCUCGAAAUAAUGCCCCCCUUAUCAUGGCUCAGUCUGGCUCCAAGGGCUCCGACAUUAAUGUCGCACAAAUGGUGGCAGUUGUCGGUCAACAAAUUAUCGGUGGACAGCGAGUUCCUGAUGGAUUUCAAGACAGAAGUUUGCCUCAUUUCCACAAGAACGCCCGCCAGCCCCCAUCAAAAGGUUUCGUCAAGAACAGUUUCUACACGGGUCUUCUCCCCACAGAAUUCUUAUUCCACGCUAUCUCUGGUCGUGAAGGUCUGGUUGAUACUGCUGUUAAGACUGCUGAAACCGGUUACAUGUCGCGGCGACUAAUGAAGUCAUUGGAGGACUUGUCGACUCAGUAUGACGACACAGUUAGAACUUCAGGAGGCGGAAUUGUUCAGUUCCAGUUUGGUGCUGAUAAGCUUGACCCUGUUGACAUGGAGGGCUCAGCUGAGCCUGUUAAUUUUAAGCGAACUUGGAGUCAUGCCGAGACGCUUACCUGGGAUAAUGAAGAGGCCGCCAUGACCCCUGGCGAAAUCAGAGCGUUUUGCGAUUCCAUGCUUGCUGUGGAGCGAAGGCGGUUUCCCAGGCACGGCUUGGCAUAUGGCGAAAAGCUCGAUUACGACGACACAACCGAUUACGGCAUUGAUGAGCACGAGGGUGCCCGACGCUUCCUGAAGACGAUUGAAAGCCAUGUGGAAGGGUUGGCCUCCAAGCUUGAAAAGGUCCGAGAGCUGGCUGGAUUCGAUGGCGAUAGGAUGCUCAAGGCCACCGCUCAAGACCAUGCUGACCGCACUGCAAAGGUGACAACAACAACGCUGCGUCUCUUCAUCAAGAUGUGUCUCGAAAAGUACAAAAAAGCUCACGUGGAGCCCGGCCACGCCGUCGGAGCCGUCGGAGCCCAGUCGAUCGGUGAACCUGGUACGCAGAUGACGCUGAAAACUUUCCAUUUUGCCGGUGUCGCCGGCAUGAGCAUCACACAGGGUGUGCCGCGUAUCAAAGAAAUCAUCAACGCCUCCAAGAAUAUCAGCACGCCGGUGAUUACGUGCCCCCUGAUGAACGAUCAACAAAUCGAGGCUGCAAGAGUCGUCAAGGGCCGCAUCGAAAAGACGUACAUCUCAGACGUGCUGCACUUCGUGGAGGAUGAAUGGCGUCCCGACGAGGGCAACGUGGUGCUGCAGAUUGACCGAAGCGCUCUGUCCGACCUCCACCUGGGCAUUGGUGUUCACGACAUUGCCGAAUCUAUUUGCAAGCAGCGAAAGCUCAAGAUUCUCCGUGAGGACCUGUCCGUCUUCGGCGACAGACUCGUCAUCCGAGUACGAGAUGCAAGCGACAUGCCGGCCAGAAAGACGACGCGCACCAAGCCAGCCCUCGAGGACAGCGGCGACAUGCUACUACGCGCCAACUUCUUGCGCCGGGCGCUUCCGCUCGUCCCUAUCUCGGGGUAUUCGGAGGCCACUCGUGCCAUUAUUCAGACGUCAGAGCAGAACACGCACAAGGUGCUGGUCGAGGGUUAUGGACUACGCGAGUGUAUGACCACAGAAGGUGUCAUUGGCACCAAGACCCGGUCCAACAAUGUCAUGGAGUGUCGCGACGUUCUUGGCAUCGAAGCUGCACGAACCACCAUCGCCGACGAGAUCAGCCAGGUCAUGGGCGACAUGGGCAUCGAUCCUCGGCACAUGCAACUUCUGGCUGACGUCAUGACGUACAAAGGCGAGGUGCUGGGCAUCACACGAUUCGGUCUGUCCAAGAUGCGAGAUAGUGUGCUGCAGUUGGCAUCCUUUGAAAAGACGCCAGACCACUUAUUCGAGGCUGCGGCGGGCAUGAAGACGGACCAGAUUGAGGGUGUAAGUGAGUGUAUCAUCAUGGGACAGACGAUGGCCGUGGGCACGGGUGCAUUCCAAGUUGUACGGCGGCUGGGGAUUCGGCCUGGAGAUGUGGCGCAGAAGAAGACGUUGUUUGAGGAUGCGUGGAAUUCAGCGGUGACGAGCAAAAGGAAGGCAAGGAAACGGGCGUAG